UCUCCCAGGCCGGCGCAGGAAGGAAGGAAGGAAGGAGGGGCAGAGAGGAGGAGGCUGGCCCUGUGAGUCAGCACAGCCGCGGCAGAGCAGGACCAUGCGAGGACGGUAUGAAGCAUCCACCAAUGAACUAAUUAACAAAGAGCUGGGCAUCGCGUAUCCGAUCAUUGAUGGCAUUCCUAAUAUGAUCCCUCAGGCCGCAAGGAUGAUUGACAGAAAGGCCCAGGGUGAGGAACCGAAGCAAACCUAGAUAGCCGUCAUCAUUCAGACAAAACCUGAAGACUAACCUACGCCCACAGUAACUGGGGAAGAAAGAUGUUUCUGUCACUGCCUACGCUAACUGUACUUGUUCCACUGUUGUCCUUAGUGGGUCUGUUUUAUUCAGCCAGUGUGGAUGAAAAGUUCCCAGAGGGCUGCACCAGCACAACCAGCUUGUGUUUCUACAGUCUGCUUCUUCCUAUUACCAUACCAGUUUACGUGUUCUUUCACCUUUGGACCUGGAUGGGUAUUAAACUUUUUAGACACAACUAAUAAGGCAAAAGCUUGGAAGGCACCACAAAAAUAGACUUGCCAACCUUGUGGCCGCUCGGAGAGAGCGAUGUAUCUUCACCUACCCACACCCUAAUAUUAUAUUCCAUGCAGUUGCAAUAGUCUCCUAGCAUAAGUGGUGGUCUUUAUUAAUCUCCCAAUGAUGCCUGAAAAUGUAACUUUCUGCACAAGCCUUGAUGCACAAUGGCCUCAUUACUGCUGAGAGAGAUAAUUAAAUAACAUUUCUCUUGUUCCUCCUCCAUGUUAGCAUGUCCCAGCAAAACCUAUUGGUGAGUUGUAAGGCUAUGCUACUAGCCCGUCAAAGCUGUUGUGUCUUUGAAAAGAAUAAAUGUUGUGCACUGAUUGAGAUGAAUUUUUUAAAUAGGUUAUGGUGAGUUUCACUAUGCCUCUUUAAAUGAGCAGCACCAUAAUUCGGUAGUUGCCUUGCUGGUUUGAACUGAUGUCUGCAGUAGAAUGCAUUUGUCUUACUGUACUAUGGAAAUAAAGAGUAUAAUACAUCAAA
Caretta caretta (loggerhead turtle) is the source of this 1048-nucleotide messenger RNA. Its product is annotated as phosphatidylinositol N-acetylglucosaminyltransferase subunit Y. The record is from RefSeq and is a predicted model, not a curated record. Gene Ontology annotation, cellular component: glycosylphosphatidylinositol-N-acetylglucosaminyltransferase (GPI-GnT) complex. Lineage: Eukaryota; Metazoa; Chordata; Testudines; Cheloniidae. Gene Ontology annotation, biological process: GPI anchor biosynthetic process.